Messenger RNA from Vicia faba (fava bean), 723 nucleotides. The record is from the annotation of a GenBank genome assembly. Lineage: Eukaryota; Viridiplantae; Streptophyta; Magnoliopsida; Fabales; Fabaceae.
AUGACUCCGAUCGAAACCCCUAUUCAACCACAACAACAGCAACGUUCAUCGACGAAGCGGAAAUUAGACGAUGACGACGAAAGCGUGUUAGAUGAUGACUUAGUGUAUGUGAGAAUGAGAAAAGCGGAGACCACAGAAACAACAGUUAAGCCAUGGAGCGGUGGAGGUUGCCGUGCUGGCGGUGGCGACGGAAACAACAAUUUAUUGAAGAAUAGAGGACCUGUUUGUUUUUUCAUUCGCAUGGUUUCAGAAGGUUAUAGUGUUGUGAUGAACGCUUUUCCGGAAAACACUGUGCAAUCGAUUCAUGAACGGAUAUAUGAAAUGAAGAGAAUUCCUGUUUUUGAGCAGAGGUUGAUUUUCAAAGGUAAACAGCUUCAGUGGGAACAAACUCUGGCGGAGUGUGGGAUACAGAAGGAUGUGAUUCUUGAACUAGUUGGUCGAAUGCGGAGUACUGAACAUCCUCAAGCGUGGCAAGUUGUGAAUGAUAUGGUUACUAUUGUUUAUGAUCUUUGUGUUGGUGGGAAUGUUCAGGAUCCUGUUAAAACUGUGAAGAAUUUACUCACUACUUAUAUUAAUUUGGCUUUGGAACCAAAACCUAAACUUGAUGCUGAUUCUGCUACUAAGUAUUUCCAGAUUUUCAUGAAUUGUUCGGCUAUUUCGAUUCUGGUUACUCUCUAUGUUUCGCCUUUUACAGGCUGCGCGUGUGGCGUUGGAGUUUUGUAA